CAAUCUUCAACACCAUAGUAAAGAUUGAAACCAACUUUCUUUCAAGUUGUUGUAUCCACACAACUCUAAACACACCCAUACUUUCUGCUUCACACACAAAUAUACAUAGUAAAAUGGAGUCUCAAUAUGAUCUGGGAAUGAUAGGAUGGUUAGUCUGUACAGUGAUCUUAGGUGGGCUUGCUACAGUUUAUGGGUUUUUGAAGAAGGCCAAUAAAAAUUACUGGUCUUCUUCAUCUUCUUGUUUUUCUCUAGGAGAAAUAGUUUGGACAAUACGAUCAGUUUUUAAGAAUCUGACCCAUGUUGUUGAUUCUUGUUCUUGCUGCUCCCAUGGUGUUAACAGUGAUUGUGUGGAUUUCCAGUUCUCUUCGUGGGAGGAAAGAAUUAUCUCGGCUAAGAAACGCGAGCGAAAAGUUGGAUACUUUUUAAAGAAUAUCGGUUCCAACAAGUAUACUUUGGCUGUCAUCGGAAAACAGAGCAUCGUAGGCCAUAUGUCUUACGACGUUUAUGGAUCCUUUGCUAGGAAUCAUGCUUCUCAUCUACCUCCUCGACAAGACCUCAAGUGGAAUACAAAGAGGGAAGUGGUGGAUUGGUUAUCCACAUUGAUAACAGUCCCUAAUACGGAAGUUGUGCAACAAGUCCAGUAUGCAAAGGAAGGCAACAGCUUCUUUAAAGUCUUGAUAGGCGAGUUUAAAGAUAGCUUAAAUGUACCAGCAACGUAUAUGCAGCAGUACAACAGCAUCAAAAAUGGUGCGAUGAGACUAAGGAACGGAGAAAAUGAAUGGGAAGUAGAAGUAGAUGGUCGAGUCAUCAAGAGCGGGUGGAAUAAAUUUGUCAAGGAUCAUAAGCUUUGUGAAGGUGAUUUCCUUGUAUUUACCGCUCUAGGUGAAAUGUUUUUCAAUGUGGCUAUCUUUGGACAGAAUGGUCGGAUUAAAGAAUAUCCGUGGUUCCAUGCUUUUAACCCUGAUGGUAGAGUAGUGUACGCGUGAUCCUGUGAAUAUGGCAAACGGUUUCUCAAAUAAACAGGGAAUCAAGCCACAUAACUGAGAACUCGAACUAGUUCCUCGAUGAUUGCUGCUAAUUUUCAGAAUCACUGAUCGAGGAUUUGAGAUAGAGUAGCAGGGGUGGAGUUAUUCACCGAUCUGCGAUGUCUCCAAGCCAAGACGCGAUGCAGGAGCUUGAAGCCAUCAAUGCUGGUUAUCCCGGUGGAAAAUCCGAUGGUUUCUAUAGAUUAAUCACUUCUCUGUACAUAUUCAUUCGUCUUGGUAGAAAUGCUAGUGGAAUGUUGGGAAAAUUUACCAACAUGUGUAAUUUUCUCAUUUUGCAACUCCAGCUGGAUGCUGAAAAUUAAACAUGUUUUCUUUCUCAAAAA
Molecule: messenger RNA, 1369 nt
Organism: Daucus carota subsp. sativus
Lineage: Eukaryota; Viridiplantae; Streptophyta; Magnoliopsida; Apiales; Apiaceae
Exons: 2
Coding region: 114-986 (290 amino acids)
Molecular function (GO): DNA binding
Source: RefSeq, a predicted model, not a curated record